AUAGAAAUUGGAGAACAUGAUACUGAUGAAGAAGAUACUGAUAAGACAGAAUUUCAAACAGAACAACUUGAAGAAAUUCCACCAUCAAAAGAUGAAAUAUUAACUACAAAUGAAUUUCUUCGAGAACAAUCUCCUUUACCUUUAGAUCGUGCAUUAAAUUUUGUUCCAACAUAUGGUAUUAAAAAGAAUAAAGCCGGAAAUAAUGAAUCAACAGAAGAAUUUGAUUCAGACUAUCCAUCUGCAAUACAUAUUGAACAUUCAUCUACUGUUGUCGAUCCAUUAUCUGAUAUGGUAUCUGUAGAUCAAUUACAUACUCAAGAUUUUGAAUUACUUAUUCAAACUGCACCAGAACCUAAAGUUGAAGUUAUACCUGAACCUACCACUGCUAAUCAACAUGAACCAUCGGAUCUGACUGAUGAUGAUAUAAUCAAUACAAUGUUUAAUAAACCUCUUAAACAUGCUCGUCUAUCAAUAAGAACACUUGAAGCAAAUUCUUCUUCUCAACUAAUAAAUAAAAAUUCUGAUAAUAAUGCUGCUGGUGGUGGUUAUUUUUUUAGUGAUUUUGGAAAUGAAGGUGAUGGUGAAGGUGAAGAAGAUCUUAUAUCACUUGAUCUUAGUAAUUUUGCAGUACCAAUUUCCAAUGAUAUGAUACCUGAUGAUAAUACAAGUAAUACAUUAUUGAAUCCUCAUCAAAAACAACAAUCAACAAUUGAAAAUAAUAAAGAAAAAGAAAAUGAUAAAGAAACAGAAGAAAAUAAAAAGAAUGAUGAAACAACAAAAGAUAUUGCUAAUGUUCCUUCAACAUCAACAGUAAAACAAACAUCACCAACUUCAGCUAAUAAAAACAACAGCAGCACAAAAACUCAACCCAUAAAAACUAACGAUAAAGAACCUACACAUCAUCAUCCAACAGGAAGAAAAAUGUCAAAUGUAAAUACAGUAGAACCAAUUCCAAAAUCAACAAAAUCAUCAUUUCAUUUUAAUUCAUCUUUAAUGGCAUUAGAAAAUAAAGAUUCGAAUAAGACAUCAUUAAAAAAUACGAAUUCAAUUGUAAAACGACCACCUUCAGGUAAUAAACAAUCAACUCUAACUCGACAGCGAUCAGCUUCAUUACGAAAUGAUCCUAAUAAUCAAUCAUCAACUAAUCUUAAUCGACGUCAAUCUGAGUUUCCUCAUGAACCUGUUACUCAACCAUCAACUAAUCUUAAUCGACGUCAGUCUGAAAUUCCUCAUGGUGCUAAUGCAAGAUUAUCAAGAUUUAAUCAACCAAAAUUAACAGGUGCAGCUCGUCGUACUUCAGUACUUCCUGUUCCACUUAAGUCAAAUGAUAUUUCUAACGAACGUAUUUCAACAUCAAGACCAACAUCACCGGAAAGAAGAAAUUCAAUUCCUUUACUCGAUCAAAAUACUCUUGUUUCACUUUGUGAUAUCAUGAAUUUUGAUGAUCAACCGAAUGAAGAAUCCAAUACUAAUGGAUUAGAUAUUGAACCAAUUAAAUCUACAGAUCAACAUAGGUCAGUAACAAAUGAGGAAGAAAAUAAAUCACCAUUAAUCACAACAACUGAACAAGAUCCAAAAUCUACACAUAGAGUGGAUCCUUCAUCAAACAAUGAUUCCGGAAAAUUAUCAACACAACAAACUUUUCAUGUUUUCUAUUGCAAUAAUAUGACACAAGUCCCACUGUGUCAUUUGAAUACUUGGAAUGAACAACUUAAUACAUUUGUAACAAGAAAAGAUAUUUCUUAUGACACUUUUGAACAUAAUUUAAGAGACAUGAUUCUACCAACGAAAAAAUUAUCAUUUGAUUAUCCGAAUAAUAUUCAAGAUAAUAAAUUCAUCAUUGAACUUCUACAACAAAUAUCAUCUGUAUCAACUUCUCAAUUCUUCAAACAAUUUGAAUAUUUAACAAAUGAAUAUUCGAUGAAUUUCGAUAGACCAUUACACUGUAAACCUUAUUCACAUGAAAAUCUGUAUAAUAAACAAGAUUCCAAAGUUUUCAAUACAAAUUCGUUACAUUCAACUUCAGAUGAUAAUCAAUCACAUAAUUAUCAAGAAGAAUUCGAAGAUGAAGAAAAGAUACCUCGUCAAACAAUUCGUCGUAAUACUGAACCAGACGUACGAAAUACUUAUUUUGAUGAAAUGAACCUUGAAACAGAAUUAAAAUCUUCAUCAGAACAUAAUCUUUAUCAAUCAACCGAAGACAAUCAAUACGACAAUUUAAAAAUGAAUAAUACAACAAUUCAUAAUUAUUCUUCAGUAUUCUUAACACAAACUUCAGAGUUCAAUGAUCAUGUAAAAGAAAAUUUCAAUGAAACAUUUCAACAAAAGUCACCACCAAAUCGACCGAAAUGGAAUUCUGUAAGCAAAAAUCGUAGUGUUAAUUUCAUUUAUAAUCCAAAAGUACCAAAUUCAAAUUCAAUACGAAAAGGAUGGGAUUCUGAUCUUCGACGAAAACGAGUACAUAAAUUGCCACCACUUGAACAUACAAGAUAUCGAGAUGAAAUGCCACAAUUAUCUAUCGAAUCUCCACCAUAUAAUGGUCGGUUAGCUAUCGAUUAUAAUUAUGAUAACUCUAUGCAUGAUCACUCUAAUGGAACAACACCAUCAAGAAGAUCAAGUCGAGCACUUGUUCCCAUACGUCAGUCUAGAGAACUUCAAAUGAUAUCGGAUACACCACGAUCUCAACGUCCAGUUCAUCAAGAAUGGUAUGAUGAUUUAAAUCGAUCUCAUUUCACUCAUAGAACAGAUAUGGAUCGAGCAGACAACUCUUCGUAUAGAGAUUCAAUACGUUAUACAAAUACAUCAAGAGAACUUUUACCAUUACAUUCAUUAUCACAAAAUAAUGCGUCUAGUGGAGUAUUACUUGAUACGUCUGUUCGUACAAAUCGAGCAACUGAACUUCGUUUAUCAAGAGAUAUGAAUGAACAUCAUCAUCAUUCACAUGAUAUAAGUCAAUCAAUGCCAUUUGAAAUUCGAGGUUUUCAGGUGAAAGGUAUGCAAUUAACAACUUCUGAUGACGCAAAAAUUCGGCCAUUAUCAAAUGUAAAUUAUCAAUCAAGUGAACGAGUAAAAACACGUCGAACAUAUCCAUUUGGAAAUAUUCAUCAAUCCGACAUGCCAAGUCGAUAUAAUGCACUUGUACCUAUUGCAGAAUUUCGACAACCAUCUUUUUCAACUUCUAUAGUAGAAAUUCCACAAAUGGUUGAUGAAGAAGAAUAA
Adineta steineri is the source of this 3219-nucleotide messenger RNA. Lineage: Eukaryota; Metazoa; Rotifera; Eurotatoria; Adinetida; Adinetidae. The record is from the annotation of a GenBank genome assembly.